AUGACCAACCCAGAGGACAUCAAAGACAAGUUCUAUAAAGAACUAGACGCCUUCAUUGCAGCAGUCCCACAGCCAGAGAAGUUCUUCAUCCUCGGAGACUUCAAUGCCAGAGUGGGGACAGAUCACCAAACCUGUGAAGGGAUCAUUGGAAGACACGACACUGGUAAGUGCAACAGCAACGGCCUUCUGCUCCUCAAGUUGUGUGCCACCCAUGACCUAUUCCGGCUCCCCACCUAUAACAAGACAACUUGGAUGCCCCCACACUCCAGGCAUUGGCAUCUAAUUGACUAUGUCAUCACCAGGAAAAGGGAUGUACAGGAUGUGAGAGUGACAAGGGCCAUGUGUGGUGCUGACUGCUGGACUGAUCAUCGACUCAUAGUGUCUAAGUGCAAACUUCGCAUCCUGCCAAAGAGAAGACCCCAAGGCCAGAAGAGUGCAAAGAGCCUCAACGUCUGCAAGCUGAAAAACAGCAACAUUGCACAGGAAUUUGCUAGGGACGUUGACGACAGGCUGCCAGACACACCCCAGGUUGAACAGGACAGCACUGCGGAACAGUGGACAGCAUUCAGAGAAGUGGUGUACACAGCCCUUGAACACCUCAGACCAGCAACCCACAAACACCAGGACUGGUUCGAUGAGAACGAUGUGGAAAUACAGGCACUCCUCUCAGAUAAAAACCAGCUGUUCAGAGCGCAUCAGAAGGACCCCCCAUCACGAGCAAAGAAAGACGCCUUUGCCUGCGCAAAAAGCAAGGUACAGAAGAAACUCCAUGAGAUGUGGGACACGUGGUAUUGCAAGAAGGCAGAAGAAAUACAGGGCUAUGCGGACAACGGGACACAGCUGCUGACAGAGAAGAUGCAGAUCCUGGACAUGUGGGCUGAACACUUCAACCAGGUCCUGAACCGCCCUGCCACAAUCAACAACGAAGCCAUCACCAGCCUACCUCAAGUGGAGAUCAACAGGGAUCUCGACAAUCCCCCCACAGAAGAAGAAGUCAGGUCACCAAGCAACUUUCCUGUGGCAAAGCACCAGGAUCAGACGCAAUUCCUGCGGAGGAAAGGUCCCACAACAGCUGAAAGAUGCCAUCAUGGUCCAGUCUACAAGAGGAAAGGCAACCGCCAGUCUUGCGACAACCACCGAGGCAUCUCUCUUCUGUCCAUAGCUGGGAAGAUCCUGGCUCGCAUCCUGCUCAACCGUCUCCUUCAGCAUCUUGAACAGGGUCACCUUCCAGAAAGUCAGUGUGGCUUUCGGGUCGAACGUGAAACAAUCGACAUGAUAUUUGCUGCACACCAACUCCAGGAAAAAUGCCAAGAACAGCACAGCGACCUCUUCGUGACCAUUGUCGAUCUGACGAAGGCCUUCAAUACAGUCAGCAGGGAUGGCUUAUGGAAGAUAAUGGAGGUUUGGCUGCCCAAGCAAGUUCAUCAAGAUCGUCCGGCAGUUCCAUGA
Messenger RNA from Penaeus monodon (black tiger shrimp), 1449 nucleotides. RefSeq lists its product as uncharacterized. The coding region runs from base 1 to 1449 and encodes 482 amino acids. Lineage: Eukaryota; Metazoa; Arthropoda; Malacostraca; Decapoda; Penaeidae. The record is from RefSeq and is a predicted model, not a curated record. The transcript is spliced from 3 exons.